Messenger RNA from Gossypium raimondii (Peruvian cotton), 1698 nucleotides. RefSeq lists its product as uncharacterized. The coding region runs from base 222 to 1385 and encodes 387 amino acids. Gene Ontology annotation, cellular component: endoplasmic reticulum; COPII-coated ER to Golgi transport vesicle. NCBI's taxonomy places the organism in Eukaryota, Viridiplantae, Streptophyta, Magnoliopsida, Malvales, Malvaceae. The record is from RefSeq and is a predicted model, not a curated record. The transcript has 14 exons.
AACACAUCAAAUUGGACUUUUGACCCAUUUGAUUGCACUCCAUGAUUAAUGCCCAUUUAUGUAAAUUCACUGAAACUAGUACCAGAGGGUAGCCUUUGACGACGGCCUCUCUCUCACUCUCUCUCCUUCUGGCUUUCUCAGGGUUUCAAAGCUUGGGGAUCUUUGUUUUUUGGUUUCUGUUUAGUGUUUUUUUUCCGACGCCGGAGAAAAAGGGGUUAGCCAUGAAGAACACCGUCUUAAGCAAGCUACGGAAUUUAGACGCCUACCCGAAAGUCAAUGAAGAUUUCUUCACCCGUUCACUUUCCGGUGGCAUUAUCACCCUUGUCUCUUCUCUUGCCAUACUCUUACUCGUCUUUUCCGAAUUCAGAUUGUACCUGCACACCGUUACGGAGACGAAGCUAUUGGUGGAUACUUCAAGAGGGGAAACCUUACGCAUAAAUUUUGAUGUCACUUUUCCUGCAAUUCCCUGUUCGAUACUCAGUGUUGAUGCUAUGGAUAUCAGUGGCGAGCAACAUCUUGACAUAAAACAUGAUAUAAUUAAGAAAAGAAUCAAUACUAACGGUGAUGUGAUAGAAUCCAAGCCAGAUGGUAUAGGAGCACCAAAGAUUGAGAAACCUCUGCAGAGACAUGGUGGCAGGCUUGAACAAAAUGAGACAUAUUGUGGUUCGUGCUUUGGUGCAGAGCAGUCAGAUGAUGACUGUUGUAACUCCUGCGAAGAGGUUCGUGACGCAUAUCGUCGAAAAGGGUGGGCAAUGACUAAUGCAGACUUGAUUGACCAGUGCAAAAGAGAAGGCUUUUUCGAAAGGAUAAAAGAGCAGGAGGGUGAAGGAUGCAAUGUUCAAGGAUCUCUUGAAGUUAAUAGGGUUGCUGGAAAUUUUCAUUUUGCACCUGGCAAAACUUUUCAUCAGUCGAACAUUUUCUUUGAUGACUUGAUGUCUGUCCAUAAGGACAGUUACAAUAUAAGUCACAGAAUCAAUAGGUUAGCUUUUGGUGAAUACUUCCCGGGUGUGGUAAAUCCUCUUGAUGGGGGACAUUGGACCCAUGAAACCUCAAAUGGGAUGUACCAGUACUUCAUCAAGGUUGUACCCACAAUAUAUACUGACAUUAGAGGCCGCACUGUUAACUCGAAUCAGUAUUCCGUGACGGAGCAUUUCAAGGAUUUGGAGUACAUUAGCCCUAAUUCUCAACCUGGAGUUUUCUUCUACUAUGACUUUUCUCCGAUCAAGGUCACUUUUAAGGAGGAGCAUAGUUCAUUUUUGCACUUCAUCACCAAUAUCUGUGCUGUAAUCGGAGGUAUCUUCACAGUCGCAGGGAUAAUCGACACGUUCGUAUACCAUGGUCAAAGAAGGAUGAAGAAAAAGAUGGAAAUUGGAAAAUUCAGAUAAUUUUGUCUGCACGUUUAUUCCCACACACGACCUUGGCUUUCGACACGAUAGUUUUUCUUGGCUUUCAACACGAUAGUUCUUUUUCUUUUCCGAUGGUUCGGAUGCUAAAUUGUUGGUGCAUUCAUAGGGAUCCAUCCAUGCUGCUGUUUUAUUCCGAAGAGUGUAUGACAUUGGUCCUUCAAAUCAUUGCUGAAAUUGUCUGGUUUGCCCCAUAUAUUAGAGUCUUAAAGAGAAUAUAAUUUAUCUAUGCACUUGUAAUUUGUAAUUGAUUUUUCUUGUUUUAAUUCUUAUUAACACCAAGCAGUUUCUAAAA